Messenger RNA from Trichechus manatus latirostris (Florida manatee), 1603 nucleotides. It is a transcript of the gene CORT, whose product is annotated as cortistatin. Gene Ontology annotation, molecular function: G protein-coupled receptor binding; neuropeptide hormone activity. The record is from RefSeq and is a predicted model, not a curated record. Bases 1215 to 1529 code for a protein of 104 amino acids. The transcript is spliced from 2 exons. Lineage: Eukaryota; Metazoa; Chordata; Mammalia; Sirenia; Trichechidae. Gene Ontology annotation, biological process: regulation of cell migration; adenylate cyclase-inhibiting G protein-coupled receptor signaling pathway. Gene Ontology annotation, cellular component: extracellular region.
AUGAGCUGCGGGCAGCCAGACGGCAGCUAACAAGAAGUAUGUUGAGGUGGAUGUUUCAGAUCUGACAAGCUGUCUUCAGUUGGCUGAAAAGGGUCUGUGCACUUGUUGGUGAGAUGCUUAAACUAGGACCCGAGAGGAAAAGCCAGGAGGCAGCAGAGUCAAGCACCUAAGGUUCUGUACUUCCCAACGGUGGCGCUGGCUUCUGGAGGAGAGUGAGCCCCUGGGAGCUGGGCAGGUGCAGCGCACACCAGCGUUUCUCUCUUUGUGGGGACUAUGAUGACAGUAAGAAAGACGUUACACCUGACACACACAUAUAACAUGAAACAAUAUUUACCUUACUACACGUGAUGCACUCUAUUAUCUUUUCUGUUCAUUUCAUCAAGACGAAGUGCUGGUUUAUAACCCACUAGUGGGUCGUUACCUGGAGCUUGAAAAUCACUGGAUUAGAGCCUUGUAUAACAAGCGCGGCAUCACCUGGGAGCUUGUUAGACAUGCAGAAUCUCAGCCCCUCCCCUCUCCUGCAGCAUCAGAAUCUGUAUUCAAGGUGAUUUGUAUACACUACAGUUUUAGCAGACCUGGGCUAGAGCACAGUGUGUCUGGCCUGCUGGGCUGAGAGGGAGCUCUGGGUAGUGUCACUCAGGGGUGUCCUUGCCUGCGAUUGGGUGACACUAGCAGAUGCUGUCAGAACAUCGCUGUUGAGACCUCAUCAGCUCUUUGUUUCUUCUGCCUAUGACAGAUUCAGUCGUAUUUUUAUGUGGGCAACAUUUCAGAUGUUAAGCUCCUUAUCCAAGGCUAAUUUUAUAUUAUGUUAAAUCACUUGGUUUUGUUCUCAUGACUUCCUGCUUGCCAUAGGCAUAAUUGCGAGGAAAUAGAACUUCUUUAGAAGCAAGAGCACAUGCAUUCCAAAUUAAGAGCAAAUUCACUCUAAACACAGGAAAAGACCUGAGGCUUUAAUUAAGGGGUUAAAUCCAAUCCAAAAGCGCUUUUGGGGACACUGAUUGCUCAGGCAAAUGCGUCACUGCUUGAGUGUGAGGAAGGGGGGUACGGCUUUAGAUAUGUAUAUAUAUCAAAAAACAGGGCUGUGGGUUGAGCUUAAACCCCCACCCCACCCCACGGUCCCCAAAGAAGAGACCCAAAUCCACAAAACAGCGAUUUCAGAGCUGCCAAGAAGGUGAACAGCAGCGGAACUGGAGAGCCGUGCCUGUGGCCGCAGAAUGCUGCUGACACUCUGCCUCCUGCUGCUGCUCCCAGGGGCUGCAGCCACCGCCACCCUGCCCUUGGGGGACAGUCUCCCCGGCACAGACAGCGGGCAUCUACAGGAAGUGGCAGAAAUAAAGAAAAAUGGCCUCUUGACUUUCCUAGCUUGGUGGAACGAGUGGACCUCCCAGGCCAGGGCAGUGCCCUUCCUGGGCAGGGAGGCCAGAGAGGUGGCCAAGCGGCAGGAUGGCCCGCCCCCUCAGCAGGCCACGCGCCGAGAGAAAGCCACCUGCAAGAAUUUCUUCUGGAAGACCUUCUCCUCCUGCAAGUAACACUCGGCCCAUGAUUGCUCAUGCAGAGAAGUGUGAUGAUGGACUGAAAUAAAAUGAAUUAAGCAGCAGUGACG